This is a messenger RNA of Salvia splendens (bonfire salvia), 1075 nucleotides long. RefSeq lists its product as uncharacterized. Lineage: Eukaryota; Viridiplantae; Streptophyta; Magnoliopsida; Lamiales; Lamiaceae. The record is from RefSeq and is a predicted model, not a curated record. The transcript has 2 exons. Bases 174 to 695 code for a protein of 173 amino acids.
GUAUAUGAUAGCCAGUUGCAAUCUUAUUCCCUGUGUUCGAUAUCCGGUACUGACCUUUAGCUAUACUAGAUCUACCCUGUAUGCUUGCAGGUAUUUUUAGUGCUAAUAAAUAGUGCAUCAGAGAGGCAACAAGAUACCAGGUUUUACAAACCAGUAAGAAUGGCGGCAGUGGGAUGCCUAUGGAGGGAAUCGGUGCUGGACUCGCCGUCUCCGGACAGCAGGGUCACUCCGGCGGCUCUCGGGGUAGUAAUCGAGGCGGCGGGAAUUGGCGACGAAACAACAACCAACGCGACGAUGAAGACAAAUCGAAGCUUGUGUGCUCCUAUUGCAAAAAGAAAAAGCACACGAAAGAAUCAUGCUUUGAGUUGAUUGGCUACCCCGACUGGUGGGAAGAGAAACAUGAGAAGCCGCCGCCGCCGCCGCCACCACCUCGAACUCCCUGGAACCACGGUGGAGGACACGCAGCUGCGGUGACUGGAGAAGUCCGAAAAGGAGACCAAAACGCAGCCUCCGACAAAAGCCGAGAGGUCGCAACAAGCCCAGCGGUCAACAAAACUAGGGCUGCAAACCUCGUCACCGGUGGGAGCGGUAGUAUCGUCGGCGAUUGGAGUGAGGAACAAAUGGUGGAAGAAGCGGCGUCGAGCCUUACGGUUUCAGGAUAUUCGAACCGGAGAAAUAAUUGGAUGUGGCACUGAAUGCGAUGGGCUUUAUUACGUGGAUGAGAUAGCUCAAAAAGGAACUGCCAUGUUAACUCACGGGUCAGCUGACCGGAAAGCUUGGCUUUGGCAUCGACGCUUGGGUCAUCCCUCUAUCGGUUACUUAAAAUUGUUAUUUCCUUGUAUUGUUCCUAAGCAUGACAUGCAUUGUGAAACUUGUUUUUUAUCCAAAAGUCAUCGAAACUCUUACCCUUUGAAUAAUACUCGUGUUGAAUCCUUAUUUGCCUUGGUACAUUCCGAUGUUUGGGGGCCCGCACCAGUUAUUGGCAAUGUCUUCGAUACUGUCUAGUUUUUGUAGAUGACUGCACCCGCAUGACUUGGGUAUAUUUCAUGAAACAUAAAUCAGAAGUCUUUUCGCA